GCUUCGGUGAGGAAGAGGAAAGCUGUCUGCUGCUGCUUCUUCAAUGGCGGUCUUGGGACCCCGGCCUGAAUUGUAUCGAUGGCGGCGCUUCAGCCAGCCUUUAUCCAAGCGGAAGAAAAAAUUCGACGCUGAUAAUGUGGACCACUGGAUUAAGAGAGUGGAACAAGCUUCUGAGUAUGCUGUUUCUGAGGCUUUUUCCUUGAAAAAGACAUCUUACACCAGGGGUCUUCAUGGUCCAGUGCUAAAUUUGGAAACAACAGAUCAACUACUGGAUCAUGAUGAGGCAUAUGCAGAAGCUCAAGAACUGCUUAGUGACUGGAUGGAUUCCAAGUUGAAACUGGAACUGAUGAGUGAUCAAGACGAUGCUGAUGGGAAUCCUAUCAUGCCAAUUCCUUCCCAAGAGCCCACUGUUGCCUUUCAGACAUAUCAAAAAUUUGAUGAGUUAUAUGAGUAUUUGGAAGAAGAGCUGGAAGAUACCACAGUGCAGGAUUAUUUGCAACAUCUGUUGCAAAGUGAAGUUGUGAAUAGCGGUAUACUGGAGGACCUUAGAACGGAAGAUCUCAAAGAGAAAAAGAAGACUAGGGACCCACGAAUGACCAUGGAUUUAAGACAUAAACAGGUAAAAGAAAAUCGGCUGAGACGGCAGAAAGAGCUUGAACUUCUAAAACAGGAGAGAGCCUUGAAAAAAUCUGCAAUAUCUGAGGCUCAGAAGCAGCUCCAGGAAGAGAAAAAGAAAAAAGCUUUGAAAGCCAAAAAAGAAGAGGAGGAAAUUCAAAAGCAGAUGGUGAAGCUUCGAAAAGAGAUGGUAGAUAGAAGGCACCUGAUGGAAGGAGCACGGAAAAUGGAACAAAAGAGACACAAUUUGAAGAGGAGUCACAGGCUGGUAGAAUUUGGCCUGCUUCCUAGUAUGUCAGGCCCUAUAGAUUGUGAGAAAGAAGAACUAAAAAAGGAGAAACACAUCAAAAUUCAAGAGCUGCUGAACAGAGUUGAUGUUGCAAAUAAGAAGUGCCUACAGAAGUAUUUUUCUACAUGGUACAAGCUCAUUCUGGAUCUCAGGCUUAAGAUGGGAAAAGCAAGAGCUCUUGCGGACUGGAAGUGCCAACUGAAGACUCUGCGAGCUUGGAGAGAUCACGUCUGGUCUCAGAAACUGGAGCAGGAGACUAAAAAAAUGGAGCACGAGCUUCGGGAUCAGAAUAGGAAAAAACUGUUGGCUACAGAAUUUAAUCGGAAAUGCAUUUUGCGUCACUGUUUUGCUGAGUGGCAACACUGGAGUCGAGCAGAGGUGGAAAAAAGAGAACUACAGUUGAAAAAGGAGGAAACCAGGAAGAAAAUGGCAAAGCUGCUAGAGGAAGUAGCAUUGGGGAAGCUUCUUCCUGUGUGCAGUUCAUGGGAUGCCAAGAGUCCCCAUGAGACAGGAGGAGCUAUGGACCAAUGUGUGGCUGAAAUACCCCUGAUACAAGUCGAUCCUCCAAUUGAAAAUGCUGAAAACACAGAUUCCUACUCUUUAGUUAAAAGUCAAAAAUUUGAUCAUCAUUCGCCUCAAAAGCCCAAAUGGGCAUGGCAGGUUACCUUGAAACAUGCUGCUUUAAAUACUCAGGACCGUGCCAUGUUUGUUAACCCUACAAGAGACUAUGUGCAACAUCUAGGAAAGACAAAACAAAAAUCUGCUUCUGUUUUCUUGGGCCCCAUGGAGCACCGCCAUGCUUUCCAGCAACAGUUGAUUGAAGAACAGAGACGGCAGCUUCAAGAACAGCAAGAACUGAUCCUUAAACUCCAAGAAAAUGAGAGACUAAAAGCAGCCAGGGAAGAGGCUACACGAGCCACAACUGCUACUUUAGCACUCGACAACCAUGUACAGAAAACCAGGGAAGGAAAGAAAUCAAAUUCCAGUAACAGAGAGCCUUUAAGGUCAGAAAAAUCCCAGCCAGCAGUCCAAAGCAAAAAGAACUUGAAAAUGGUAUCUACAACCCAUCCUUUACUCAGAGCUAUGGAAGAGAGAGCAAUAGAGCGAGCAGAACGGAGGAAAGAAUUGGAAGAAGCAAAGAGGAAACGAGAAGAAGACAAGCUUGCCCAAAUGCAGGCUGAAGAAGAAGAGCGCCAGAGGGAAGAAGCAGCAGAAAAGGAAGCUCAAUUAGAAAAAAGACGGGAGGAAAGAAAACUGCAAAAAAUUAAAGAACUGGAAAAUCAGAGGAGGUUAGAGAGAGACCAGCAGCUAUUGUCAAAAGCAAAGGAGCAUUAUGAUAUGGUUCUACUCAAGAAAAAGGGUUUUGAGCCCUGGAAAAAACUAAUAGAGCAAGCCCAGGAAAAUGUGCUGUUGGCACAAAAGCACCGUGGCUGUAGACUGAAAAGGAAGUGUUUACUUGCCUGGCUUCAUCAUAUGCAAGAAAAUUUGACUGAGAAAACAAUUAAAGCUGAAGAGCUUUAUUCCUCCCUGUUGCUCAGAAGGUACUUCAGGAUCUGGAUGCAGUACAAGAAUUACUUAUCUGCUCUGGAAGAGGAUGCAAUAAAGCACCAUGAAAGCUCCCUUAAAAAGAAGGUCUUUUGGGCUUGGUUUGAUGUGUUCAGUGAAGAGAAAACUGCACUCUGGGAGAAACAGAAGAUUGCAGAUCAAUAUAGUGACAGGAGGAUAAUGCUAACUGUGUUCAGAACCUGGAGUAAAUUUCCAGCAUUGAUGAAAGAGGAAAGGGAGAAAGAAAAAAGACUGGAACAAUUGAGGAGGAGAGUAUCUGAAAUUUUGCCAGAUUUCCGAACAUUACAAAUGGAUUCCAGACAAGAAAGUAACUAGACUUGGGAGUUAGGGGGAAGAAUUUGCAUGUCCCAUUCUCUGAGUCUUAAUCUAUAAAAUUGGUUCACGCAAAUGGCAGAGCUGUGUGAUUUUGUUUCUGCCAGUGUGAGACCAUCUUUUGUUUUCCAGAGAAAAUUGCUGAUUAAACCCCUGCUUAAGUACA
Anolis sagrei ordinatus is the source of this 2948-nucleotide messenger RNA. It is a transcript of the gene CCDC191, whose product is annotated as coiled-coil domain containing 191. Lineage: Eukaryota; Metazoa; Chordata; Lepidosauria; Squamata; Anolidae. The record is from RefSeq and is a predicted model, not a curated record.